CUACUGACAAACUUGUCAGCAGCAAGUCCGGAGGCGACUCUCCGCCUCCAGCGCCCCGCCCCCACUGCCCGGCCUGCGCUCGCGCACUUACGCAUGCGCGCUUUGAGUGCGUGCGCGUGGGGCGGAGAAAGAAAGAUGGCGGCGCUUGGACUCCCCACGCCACUGCAUGGGCACGUGGGCCGCGGCGCCUUCAGCGACGUGUACGAGCCCGCGGAGGACACGUUCCUGCUGCUGGACGCACUCGAGGCGGCGGCGGCCGAGUUCACGGGAGUGGAAAUAUGCCUUGAAGUAGGAUCAGGGUCUGGAGUGGUAUCUGCAUUCCUAGCCUCUAUGAUAGGUCCUCAAGCCUUGUACAUGUGCACUGAUAUCAACCCUGAGGCAGCAGCCUGCACCCUGGAGACAGCCCGCUGUAACAGUGUCCACAUUCAACCAGUAAUUACAGAUUUGGUCAAAGGCUUGCUACCAAGAUUGAAGGGAAACGUUGAUCUUUUGGUGUUUAAUCCUCCCUAUGUAGUGACUCCACCUGAAGAGGUAGGAAGUCACGGAAUAGAGGCAGCCUGGGCUGGUGGCAGAAAUGGUCGAGAAGUCAUGGACAGGUUCUUUCCGCUGGUUCCAGAUCUCCUUUCACCAAGAGGAUUAUUCUAUUUAGUUACCAUUAAAGAAAACAAUCCAGAAGAAAUUCUGAAAACAAUGAAGACGAAAGGUCUACAAGGGACCACUGCACUUUCCAGGCAAGCAGGCCAAGAGCUCCUUUCUAUCCUCAAGUUCACAAGGUCCUCACAUACAGGGGGUGCUCCUUGAAGCUGAAUGCUUUCCGCAUAUUUUGAAGCUCAAGUCAUUUCUCGGUUAACAAGUAAAAUGGUCAGAAAUUUGUGGUACAGAAAAUGGUAAAGGGUAGGGCAUUCCCUUUUACCCAGGAAUCAGGCCUACAGAAAUGUUUGCACAAGUGCAAGUAAAAAAAAAAAAAAAAUAUAUAUAUAUAUAUAUAUAUAUAAAGUAUAUAAUUUGCAUUUUAUAUAUUAUAUAUAUUACAUACACAAAAUAUAUAUAUAAAAGUUAUAUCAUACACUAGAGGAUGUUCAUUUCAGCAUUACUUGUAACAGCAAAACAAUGAAGUUGCCUAAAUGUCCAUCAGUAAGGAAUUACAGUAUAUCACUGUUACUGAACAGGAGUGACAUAUGCAGCCAUUAAACAUGAGUCAGGUCUGUAUACACUGACUAGAAGGGGUUCAUGAUGUACUACUGAGUGAAAAAAACAAGUUUCAAAACAGUAUUAAUCUUUAUGUAUAUUUUUGAAAAACCUACAGAGAAUAUGUUUGUAUGUGUAUAUAAGAAAUUCUCAGAAGAUAAAUAACAGGGAAAUAGAGGAACUUUCACUCUUCUCUGGUGGCAUUUGCACAAUGAUAAUGUAUUAUUUUUAUAAUUAAAAAGUUUUUUAUUUAAAAAAAUUUUAAAUUUACCUUACCUUCACUUGCUUGUUGUCUCCAUUCCACUUCUGUUAUUCAGAAUGCCUUCUGCCUCUAUUCUUCUCCCUGGUCAGAUUUUUCCUACCUUUUAUCCCCUGUCAUAUAUUUCUGUUUUCUUCUUGCACAUAUGUUGCAAACUGCUUUCAUUUUUUCUUAGAUCAGGGAGAGUUGUAUGUAAAUAAACUCACCAUUCUUAAGUUAGUCACAUUUUAAAAACUCAUGUGUCUUUCAAGAAAUGGCAGAUUAACUUUACUAAAUUUGGGGACUUCUCUAACUUCCACACCAUUUGAAAUACAUUUAUCAAAAUUAGUGAGCAGGACUGUGUAGGACCAAAGUGAGAGGAAUCUAGAAUUUAUUUUUAAUUUUGGUACAUUCAGAAUCACCAGAUGAAACUUUUAAGAUUACAGAUUCCUAAACCCACCAUAGACCCAUGGAAUCCUCUGCUGCCCAGACCUAAAACCUGUAUGUUUAAAAGUGUACUUGCCCAAGCCAGCCCUGAUGGCCCAGUGGUUAAAGUUUGGCGCACUCUGCUUUGGCAGCCUGGGUUCAAUUCCCAGGUGCAGAACCACACCACUCUCCUGUCAGUA
This is a messenger RNA of Equus quagga, 2052 nucleotides long. RefSeq names its product N-6 adenine-specific DNA methyltransferase 1 (gene HEMK2). NCBI's taxonomy places the organism in Eukaryota, Metazoa, Chordata, Mammalia, Perissodactyla, Equidae. The record is from RefSeq and is a predicted model, not a curated record. Gene Ontology annotation, biological process: methylation. Bases 94 to 801 code for a protein of 235 amino acids. Gene Ontology annotation, cellular component: eRF1 methyltransferase complex. Gene Ontology annotation, molecular function: protein methyltransferase activity; nucleic acid binding; S-adenosylmethionine-dependent methyltransferase activity. The transcript is spliced from 6 exons.